UGUAGCUCAAAGCUCUAGCUUUGAUAUAGAGGAAGACAAUGCAAUUAAAGGAUCAAACCUUUCAGACGAUACAGGUGCAUCUGUUUCUGUAGACCAACCUUUAAACUAUGAAGAAAAUGGUGACCCAUCUAAUGCAAAUGAAAAGAAUCAAGAGAGCAGAGCACAAGUUUUGAAAUCUAAGGUUCAGUUUAAUUCUUCAAAGAAAACAAAAACUAAUAAGGUUAUUUAUGAUCCUGUUGACAAUUACAUAGAGCGCAUUCCUUCAAAUUUGACAGACAAUUCUUUACCAAGCAUUGACGAAAUAUUGUUAAAUGUUAUAAUCAAUUCUAGUAGAAAAACAACUCUUUCACACUCAAAUAAUGUCGAAAAUGAUGGUGCUGAUAUUGGAGUAAGGAUCAUGUCUUCAAUUUCUUCUCAUAAUGAGGUUAAUGAAUCAACCAAUAUCUCAUCAAAUAACAAUAAUGACAAUAUUAAUAAUACCACGAGCAUAAAUUAUCUAAUCGUAUUAAUAACAGAUCCUCCACCAACUAUUUCAUUGAAUAAUGACAAGCAGGAAUUGGCAUAUGGUAGUAGAAUUCCACCAGAUUUGUCAUAUAAUAAAGAAAGUAAAUAUUUGAAGAGAAAGCAUGUACAAUAUACUUCGUCAGAAUCCAAUUCCUAUGAAUUCUCACCGUCAAAUAAUGAUAAUGAACAAGCCAAUAACGAAAAUUCAGACCAAGUAUAUAAUGAUACUUUAGCUGAGGAUCAAGGGCCCGAUGAGAAAUCGAAACGUAAAUCUGGCUAUGAUAAUAGAGAGCAGGAUAAAGGCAAGCAAAAGGAACUACUUGAAUCAAGUUCUGAUUCUGAACAAUCAGAAGUUGAAAAAGCUCACAAUAAAAAGAAAAAACUAUCUUGUGAUCCAUCAGAUCUGCAAGGAAUGUUUUCACAAUGUAUCGAUUUUAACGAAGCUUCAACACCUGUAUUAUUAGAAUCAUUGCCAAAGCAUUUAAAAAAUGAAACAGAAUACAAUAUCCUAAUUCAAGCGUUAUUAGGAGAUCCAAAAUUUUCAAAAUUUUCUAACCCAAAAGGUGAAGAUGUAUUAAUAUUAGCUGAUAUUGCUGAGAAACUUUAUUAA
Messenger RNA from Dentiscutata erythropus, 1114 nucleotides. The record is from the annotation of a GenBank genome assembly. NCBI's taxonomy places the organism in Eukaryota, Fungi, Glomeromycota, Glomeromycetes, Diversisporales, Gigasporaceae.